ACCGCGCGUUUUCGCUCCUUUCCGCCCUUGCGCUGAUCCUGUCAUUCUGCAUCUUGCUUUCACAUCCAUGGAGACGGAGAGUUCCAUCAACCGGGUGGUGAAACGACACAGAGCUGCAACCUUUGGCAAUCCCCGCGGCUGCACCUCAUGGCUGAAUCACCAGCAACAGCAGCGACGUUGCUACCAGGGACGGCCGUCGUAGUCACGGCUGGAGUGGAUGACAUUAAAGCUGGAGGGAAACCUGCAGGAGCACCUAAUGCUGGAGGUGCAGACGCAGUGCUAGCUGCCAAUGGCGGCGGUCAAGCACCAUCAACCAAUCCAACAACUACGGGUGUCGCGCCAGCGGGGACGUAUGAGCCAACCAAGCCCAGCUACACGCAGAAGGCCGAGAGCAAAGAGGCGCAGAGGCGCGUGCUAGCCGAGAACAGGGAGUGGAAUCUGUCCCCGGUGAAGAAACUGCGGGAUCUAUGCGUCGAUGUAUUGGUUGCUAGAUUCGAAGAGCAGCCCAUACUCUCCCGCAUCCCCGGCAAGUACCGCGACAGAGUCAUUUCUGGCAUCUCCGUGCACCUUCCCCUCAGCAUCACAGCGCCCUUAGUCCCCGACGAAGCCUAUUGGCAACGCAAAUCCACCGCAGCCUUCAAGAUUUGCAACCUGCGCGACCACGGCAACUCCUGGCGGCGGCUGUUCUUCGAAUCGCACAUCCAAAAACUCCUCGAGGAGUAUAUUCCCCAGCCCGGCAGCGAGAAGGAAGCGGAGGUGCUUGCCCAGCUGGACUUGGCGGCGGCUUAUGUGCAUAAGCUCAAGUUGAAGCAGUUGUGUCCGACUGCGUACCCGGUGAAGAAGGGCGAUGGGCCGGUUGGCGCGACGAAGGGAGGGCUGGGAUCUUUGCAGAAGGCUGUGAGGGAUCCGAGCGCGGUUCCACAGGAUCAUAUGAACCUAGCUGUUGUCUUUGCCAAGUUGAAACAUUUGGAGGACAUCGAGUUGGCGUUCAGCGUACGGGAUUGCGGAAUAGAGUUCGAGUGGGAGUACUUUGGCAUGACGCUUAACGACUGCGUCUCAUUGACAGAAGGGAUGAAGCUCUCAAAGCUAUUACGAGAUCUCAAAGUCACUGCAAGCGGCAUAGACAACGACCGAUGCCAAGUUUUAGCCGCGGCCCUGGUGGACAACAAGACGCUGCAAUCUCUAGACCUAUCUCACAACAUCAUCGGCGACACCGGCGCCCAAGCCCUCGCGACCGUCCUCGUCAAACCCAAAUGCCGUCUCACCCGCCUCAGCCUCUGCAACAACCACAUCAAAAACCAAGGCGGCGCCUACCUCGCCAACGCCCUAACCCGGAACAGCUCGCUAAUAUCCCUCGCCCUGCGCAUGAAUUUCUUCGGCGACAAGGGAAGUGCCGCGCUGUUCACCGCACUGAAAGACAACAAGACGCUGCAACAUCUCGAUCUGAGUUGUAAUCAAAUGGGCCCUGCUACCGUCGGGCCCGUGUGUACGGCGUUGAAGAACAAUAUCCGGUCGCUGGUGUCGCUGGAUUUGAGCUGUAAUCGAUUAGGGAAUGCGGACCAUUCGAAGGAUGGGACUAGAUUGGUGGGGGUGGAGCCGGCGAGGCAAACGCAGGCGCAGGCGCAGCCAAAUGCGAAAGCGAUGGGUGAUACGCAUGGAGGGAUUGAGGAUGCGGCCGGGAGAGCGUUGUUUGAUGCCGUUAGUCAGAACAAGUAUGUGACGCAGCUGGACCUGAGGUUGAGCGGCAUCACAUCCGAGUUUCAAGUUGCGAUACAAGGAAUCAUCAACGAAAACAAAGCAGCGUUUGCGUAGCUUGAUAUUGAGACCUCAUGUGUCUCCUUCUCGUUUCUAAUGGUUCUCCGUGAUUUCGGUUUCUCUGAUAUGACCGAAAGUCUGUUCAUGUAAAGAUCAACGAAGUAGGUACAGAG
Fimicolochytrium jonesii is the source of this 1928-nucleotide messenger RNA. RefSeq lists its product as uncharacterized. The coding region runs from base 148 to 1812 and encodes 554 amino acids. NCBI's taxonomy places the organism in Eukaryota, Fungi, Chytridiomycota, Chytridiomycetes, Spizellomycetales, Powellomycetaceae. The record is from RefSeq and is a predicted model, not a curated record. Gene Ontology annotation, molecular function: protein binding. The transcript is spliced from 6 exons.